UCGGCUCCGCCCGUCGGGGCCGUGAGCUGCUGUUGGGGGAAUGGGGCGGAAUGAGGAGUGCACGCGGCUGCAGCACCAGGAGGAGCCUUUGGGGCCGUUGUUUCUUCGGGCAUCCGGUGGAGCCUUGUUCUGCUGGGAAAGCCACGCAUGGUGAGGAGGGUCGGCUUGUUACCCCAUAGAGCCCACGUUGCUUUGGUGCCAGGAUGAAGGCUCAGCCUGUUCUGUGGAUCCAAACCCCCAAUAACUGACAGCAGUCAAUGAUUGAGUACCAUACAGGUGAAGUGGAAGCCCCAGAAUGGAGGAAAUGAGGGAGCAUCCCAACUUUGGGGGCACGGAACGGAGCAGGAGGGAAGGUCCCAGCCACAGGGAGUGCAUUUCCUUCCAGCUCACGAUUGCAGCUGUGUUCACAGUGCUGCUCAUCACUGCUGUUGCCUUUGCAGAGCUUCACAAUGAGACACAAAGGCAGCUCCCCCCACUGGGUUGGCCUCUCACGGGAAGGCGAAGAGCAUCCGUGGCAAUGGAUGACCCGCUUGCCUUCCUCUCACCCGUUCCAGGUGCAAGGCGAUGGUCUCUGCGCGUACCUGGGGGACUUCGGGCUCAGCUCCUCCCACUGCAGCGCGCACAGGAAUUGGGUUUGCACCAAACCCGCGUUGCAAAACCCGAGGAAGAACUUCUGCAUCAGCACCUGAGCGGCUCCCGGACCCGAACAAGCGAUGCAAAAGGAGGAACCGAAAGCGAAGAGCUCCGCUUUCAGCUGCGCUCAGCAGCAGCAGGAGGGCAAUGCGCUCCUCCAGCCCAGGUCCGACAGUGCCGCCUAUGGGGCUGCGCGCCCCAAAGCAAAUCCCGGGCGGAGCUUUGACCCCAAUUAACAUUUUUUUGCACCGUCUGACUCUUGAUGACCGCUGAAAUCCCAAUUCUGGGGGCUAUCCGUGCGCUGCUUGCAAUGACCUUCACCCCUGCGCGAUGCAGCAACAGAUUUUGGGGGGGAAAAUUCAUUUUCACCCGUUUUUCCCCAUAAGGAAAUACUCGGAGCGCCGUGAGCCCAAUUUUAGGGACCCUAAAAUCGAUGAAUAAAUCGGCAAAUUAUUUA
Messenger RNA from Lagopus leucura (white-tailed ptarmigan), 1090 nucleotides. RefSeq names its product C-type lectin domain family 2 member E-like. The coding region runs from base 296 to 859 and encodes 187 amino acids. The record is from RefSeq and is a predicted model, not a curated record. The transcript has 6 exons. Lineage: Eukaryota; Metazoa; Chordata; Aves; Galliformes; Phasianidae.